Molecule: messenger RNA, 3630 nt
Organism: Vitis vinifera (wine grape)
Lineage: Eukaryota; Viridiplantae; Streptophyta; Magnoliopsida; Vitales; Vitaceae
Product: glycerol-3-phosphate acyltransferase ATS12, chloroplastic
Exons: 12
Coding region: 76-1452 (458 amino acids)
Biological process (GO): glycerophospholipid metabolic process
Molecular function (GO): glycerol-3-phosphate O-acyltransferase activity
Source: RefSeq, a predicted model, not a curated record
AAGCAACCUUCUCCCAGAUAAGAGUUCUCCCCUCCGCAUUCAUCCUCUCGCCUCUCUUCCUCUUUUUAGCAGACUAUGUUGCUCCUCUCUGUGUCGCCUCAACAUCACACACUCUUCUCCGUACCUAGGGUUUCAUCUUCCUCUUCAUUGUCUUCUUCUUCAAGGCUUCCUCUUCUUCCCAAGCUUACCUCAUCGAUCUUCUCUCGGUCCACCGCCCGGAGGUUCCCCUGUGCGCUCACCUUCGCCUCCAAAGUCCGGAGCAUGGCGGAGCUGGUCGAGGACAAGGAAGCCGGCGUGGCGGUAGUGGCUUCCGGUUCCGGCGAGGGGACAGAGGAGAGUAAGGGGCUCAAUCGCUCCCACACGUUUCUGGAUGCGCGGACUGAGGAAGCAUUACUUGCUGGAAUCAGGGAGGAAACAGAAGCUGGCAGGCUUCCUCCAAAUGUUGCUUCAGGGAUGGAGGAACUCUAUCAGAAUUAUCGAAAUGCAGUUUUUCAAAGUGGAAAUCCCAGGGCAGAUGAAAUUAUAUUGUCAAACAUGACUGUUGCCUUGGAUCGAAUUUUCCUGGAUGUAGAGGAUCCUUUUGUGUUCGAACCUCAUCACAAAGCACUGCGAGAGCCCUUUGACUAUUACAUGUUUGGCCAAAAUUAUAUCCGGCCUUUGGUUGAUUUCAGCAAUUCAUAUGUUGGCAACAUCUCCCUUUUCUGUGAUAUGGAAGAGAAGCUUCAGCAGGGUCACAAUAUUGUCCUGAUUUCCAACCAUCAAACAGAAGCAGACCCAGCUGUCAUUGCCUUGUUGCUUGAAUCAACAAAUCCACUUAUUGCUGAGAACAUGAUCUAUGUAGCUGGAGAUAGGGUUGUAACAGAUCCUCUUUGCAAGCCCUUCAGCAUGGGAAGGAAUCUCUUGUGUGUGUACUCAAAAAAGCACAUGAAUGAUGUCCCUGAACUUGCUGAGAUGAAAAGAAGAGCAAACACACGAAGUUUAAAGGAAAUGGCUUUGCUUCUAAGGGCUGGAUCACAAAUAAUAUGGAUUGCACCAAGUGGGGGUAGGGACCGUCCUGAUCCUCUGACCAAAGAAUGGCACCCAGCACCCUUUGAUGCAUCUUCAGUGGAUAAUAUGAGAAGGCUUGCAGAACAUUCUGGGGUUCCAGGGCAUAUUUAUCCCUUAACAUUGAUGUGUCAUGACAUCAUGCCUCCUCCUCUCCAGGUAGAAAAAGAAAUUGGGGAGAAAAGAUUGAUCUCUUUUCAUGGGACCGGAUUAUCAGUGGCACCAGAAAUUAAAUUCCAUGAAAUUGCUGGUUCCUAUGAAAACCCUGAUGAGGCUAAGGAGGCUUAUACACAAGCUUUCUAUAAUUCUGUUGUUGAGCAAUACUAUGUACUCAAUUCUGCUAUACAUGGAAAACAAGGUCUAGGGGCAUCAACGCCAACUGUUUCAUUGUCACAACCAUGGAAUUAGUCAAACAUUUCUACCUCUCUCAUAUCCUCUUGCUUUAUUACUAGGUAUCUCUCACUCGGUAAGUCAUAUCUAAGAAUUUAAAGAUUAUGAACUUAUUGUUUUCCUUCGGUGUUAAAAUUAUAAAAUUCUUUGUUGCUGUGAGAAUUAUAUAAACUUUGAUGGGGUUCUUUAUGUACAAAAUGCCAUUGGACAAUAUGGAAAAAAAUAUUCCACAUGUUAUGCUUAAGCUUCAAAUACCUAGAUCUGAUAUCACGCUUAAUUGCAUUGCUUGUGGGUAUUUCUUCUCUCUGGUAAUUUUAUCUAAUGAAUUCGCUUUCUUUUUUGGUUUUCUUGUAUAUUUGAGGAAUGCAAACAGUAUGGAUGAAGCGGUUAUCCAAUUUUUAGGACAUUGGGAUUACUGAUACAUGGAAGAGUUCUGUGUUUGUACCUUCAAAUUUGUAGACUUAUUUGGGCAUUAUGGGAGAAAGUAGAAAAUAUUUAUAGUGAUUAUCCUGAAAAGUAUGAGAGUUGCUUUAUUUCUGGUAUAAUUGAUGAAUUCAUCCUGUUAUGAAUUAUUGAUAACCUGCAAUACUGGACAAAGAGCUUCUGACUGAAUAUACGAUAGAUUUAGAAAGUCAUAUGUGCUAGUUACAUUAGCAAUAAACCCAUGGAAGACAUCAGGCCCUUCAAAUGCUCCACUUAGAUAUCUUUUGAUUGAAGUUUCAUAGUUGAAAGCAUGGUGAACUGACUUUAUCAUAAACACUGGCCAGUUAAUUUGAUAUUUGAUAUUGUAAGAGGCGUGUAUAUAUAGUAGUAUUUCUUCUUAUUGGAGGUAUAAUAUGUACCGUGUGCAACAAUGCAAGUAGAGUAUAAUAAUUUAUAUUGGUAGAAUAUAGUGAAAGCAUUCCAAAUAUAGUGAGUUGGUAUGGCAUGGUAAAAUGUUAGAUCUAAUGAAAAACAUAAAAUAAAGAGGAUGAGAAGGGUAAAAUGUUGAUGUUUGACCUGGCUAUGUUUUUUUCUAACAUUUUAAUCUUUUCUCUUGAGGAAGAGAUCAAUCAAACUGUUGCUUGUCCUUCUCUUCAUAAAGCCAAAAAAGAAAACAAAAAUGAAAGAAUUCUUUGACAGUGAGCUGAUAAUGCAAUUCCAAAGAGUUGUAUUUCCUGCACACUAUUAUUUUAGUUCUUUUCUGCUUUUAAUCCUUAGAGGGUAGCGCCGUCUAUGGAAUAGGUGUGGACAAUACCUUUAUUUGUAGGAAGAUGGGUUUCUUUAAUCUAGUACUGUAGAUAUUAACUAGGAUGCUUUAUAUCAAGCUCCUUGGAAAAAAUGGUAUCAGGCUUGGGAAUGAAAGAAGUGUAACCCGCAUUCAGAUGAGAAACAACAUUCUGAUAGAAUGAAUAUUGAAGUAAUUUUUUUCAAUUUACAUUUAUACGUAUGUAAAUCUAUCAGGCUUCUUAUGCGCGUGUCUGGGUGUUGUAACAAAUACAAAUUUUGAGCACAUGCUAGGGAUCGACCAGUCCAUGGAAGAGGUAGAAAGAACAGAAAAAUUGUUGUGUUUUAACUGAAAGCCACAAAAGUUUGCCUCCCCAACGACAACCCCACUCCCCCACAAGCUUUACUUGACAGAUUUUAGUGUCUUUAUCAGAAUAGUGCUUUUAUUACAAAUUUGAAAAAUAAGACUUCUCCACAGUAUAUACUGGUCCAGGGGAGGAAGAAAGGAAGCCAUAAUAAACUUGUAAUUUUUCUUCUUCUACACCAAAUAUACGUAUGCAUUAAUAGACUAUCUCUGUCAUCUAUGUAAUGAAUUUCUCAUGAUUUAUUGCAGGCUAUAAGACAAUUCUUUAAACACAAUUCUGUGACCCCUCAACCCCAGGGUGCUUGCUUGCUGUUAAAUGAUAUUGUGCAACCACAAGAGAGGGCUGUUUCUAAUGGCCGCGACUCCCGCUGGAGUUUCUCAUCUGUCAUCAGUUUUUGGGUUCUUUCUGUUCCUUUAUCUGGGAGGUUUUGAUGGGGGGGUUAAAAAUUGAUCAGGAAUCGGAGGUGUCUCAGAAGUUGGAUAUCAGGUGUGUGGUGUACAUAUCUGUCUUAGUUGUUGUAAGAAUUGUUCCAGCCAUUGAUAAGCAGUUUACAUGUAUAUUCAUAUAUCAGAUUUUCUGGAGAUGAUAGCUUUUGUUAUAUAGUUUUUAUAGAUCUUUUACUUGA